Molecule: messenger RNA, 996 nt
Organism: Tetrahymena thermophila SB210
Lineage: Eukaryota; Ciliophora; Oligohymenophorea; Hymenostomatida; Tetrahymenidae
Product: papain family cysteine protease
Exons: 1
Cellular component (GO): lysosome
Molecular function (GO): cysteine-type endopeptidase activity
Source: RefSeq, a predicted model, not a curated record
AUGAAUACAAAAUUACUGCUUGCUAUCAUAUUCUCAGCUUUUAUCUGCUCUGCAUAUGCUGAUUAGGUCUCUCUUGUUGAGGCUCUUUAAGCUUAUAACAAAUUCACUAGAAACUACCCUAGAAUUUACUUGAACGAAGCUGAAUCAGACUACAGAUUGGCUAUUUUCUUAGAAAAUUACUAAAAGAUUUAAGACCAUAACAACAAUCCUGAAAACACUUAUCAAAUAGGAGUUAAUCGUUUUUCUGAUAUGACUUAAUAGGAAUUUUCAUAAAAGAUUCUCUAAAACCCAAAUAUUUUAUCAAAUGGUAAAAACUAUGUUCAAAAGUAACAAGCUUCUGUUAAUGAUGUUCAGCCUGCUACUUCUAUUGAUUGGAGAACUAAAGGAGUCGUAACUCCAGUUAAAAACUAAGGAGAGUGUGGAUCUUGCUGGGCUUUCUCUGCAACUGCUGCUAUGGAAUCUUAUAAUGCUAUCCACAACAAAGUUCUAUUAAGAUUCUCAGAACAAGAAUUUGUUGAUUGCACUACCGAGAAAAAUGGAGGAUUUUACUCUUUUGGCUGUGAAGGUGGAGUUCCUGGUGAAGCUAUAAGAUAUGCUUCCCUUUAUGGAGUCAAGACAGAAGCAGAGUAUCCUUAUGUUGGAAUCUAGGGAUCUUGCAAUACCACUAACAGCACAACUACCAAUUUUAAACCAGUAUCAUAUUAUUCUUUACCAGAGACAACCGAGGCUUUAAAAGUUGCAUUGAAUAAUGCUCCUGUUUCUGUCUCUAUUGAUGCUACUUUAUUAGGAGAUUACGUUUCAGGUGUUUAUGAUUGCAAAAAUUAAACAAUUGAAAUUAAUCAUGCUGUAUUAGCUGUUGGUUAUGAUGAGAAAGGUAACUGGAUUCUAAAGAAUUCUUGGGCUGAUGAUUGGGGCUAGCAAGGGUAUUUCUUAUUAGCUCCUGGCAAUGCUUGUGGUAUCCUAGAAACAGGUGUGGAAAUUACUCCUACAAAUUGA